AUGAGCUUUACUCACCUCUUCCUCCUCCAGCAGAAUAAGAAGUCGCUUCCUACCACCACCAUCACCACCACCCAUAAUCAUCAUCAUUACCAUCAUCACAGCCAUCAAUGGCAUAACCCCCCCGCCGAAAUGGGGAACAUCCUCGGCUCCCAGCGCGUGUUCUACGCGGGAUACGAGUACCACCGGGGCUCGGCGGACGGCUCUAGGAGCCACGACGACGACGACGUGGUGUACGCGCGGUACGGCUGGCGCCAGUUCCUCCGGGUGCUUCUUUCGGGGCCAGCCGGUAGCGGCGGCAACGAGGCGCGGGGCCAGAGCCGGAGUUGGGAGGCGCGAGGAGGGUGGGGUGGGAAGGUCGUGGGGAUCCAGAGGAAGAAAGGAUGCAUAAACCGCGACCACUGGGCGCUCAAAUUUCAGCCGGGAAUCGACACUUCGCAGCUACCGCGGCGGGUCAAGGGGUUCCGGACGAAGAUCCCGAGCCGGUGCAAGAAGAACUGCGGCUGA
This is a messenger RNA of Daldinia caldariorum, 504 nucleotides long. RefSeq lists its product as uncharacterized. The transcript is spliced from 2 exons. The record is from RefSeq and is a predicted model, not a curated record. The coding region runs from base 1 to 504 and encodes 167 amino acids. NCBI's taxonomy places the organism in Eukaryota, Fungi, Ascomycota, Sordariomycetes, Xylariales, Hypoxylaceae.